AUGAUUGCUCCAUCUCUGCUGGCACUCGGUGCCGCUUCCCUCCUGAUUGCCCUCUGUCUCAGAAUGGCCAACAUACCUGCGCCUACCCAACUGCAUAAUAAGACGAUAGCACUCUUGAUAGCCCAUCCCGAUGAUGAGGCCAUGUUCUUCGCGCCCACGGUACUCGCCCUAUCGAGGAAGGAGACUGGGAAUCGUGUGAAAAUCCUGUGCCUGAGCAGCGGCGAUGCGGAAGGCCUUGGUGAGACGAGGAAGAAGGAGCUGGUGAAGAGUGGAUUACUUCUUGGGUUGAAGAGCGAGUCGGACGUAAUGGUGAUAGAUAAUCCAGCCCUGUUCCCAGACUCGAUGACGACUCACUGGGAUACCGAUGAAAUAUCGACUCUUCUUCGCACUACGUUCAUGACCAGCGAAUCAUCAUCCGGCUCGCCCAAACCCACCAUUGAUGUGUUGAUCACAUUUGAUUCAAAGGGCAUAUCGUCACAUCCUAAUCACAUUUCGUUGUUUCACGGCGCACGAGCAUUCAUCUCGUCGCUUACACAGCCAGGCUCUGGGGUAGACCGAACCGUCAGUCUGUAUACAUUAACCACAGUGGGUGUGGCAAGGAAGUAUGCAGGCGUAUUUGAUCGUCUCUUCACUCCGUUGCUUGUGCGUGGUGGUAUGGGAAGCCAUGGGCAGGUCAUGCCAUCCAGUCUUGUUUUCAUGCACGGACUCGGACAGGGAGGCUGGCGUACUGCACGCGAAGCCAUGACUGCGGCACAUGUCAGCCAGAUGAGAUUGUUUCGGUACGGGUGGAUCACACUGAGUCGGUAUAUGUUUAUAAACACUCUUGAAAUGGAGGAGGUGAAAUAG
Molecule: messenger RNA, 846 nt
Organism: Clonostachys byssicola
Lineage: Eukaryota; Fungi; Ascomycota; Sordariomycetes; Hypocreales; Bionectriaceae
Source: the annotation of a GenBank genome assembly